AUUUACUCUGGGUUCAGGACAUCGUUUUUGUGGAGCCCCCCUGUGAGUACUGCACUGCUUUUCUUUGGGGCCGGUCAGGUAAAUCAGCAUUGAGAUACACAGUAGCAUGGCUCUGACUAAUCCCACCCCACUUGGACCAUGGAAGAUCACAGUUUAUGACCAGGAGAACUUCCAGGGGAAGCGUGUGGAGUUUACCUCAGCCUGCCAGAACAUCAUGGAUUGUGGCGUCGACAACAUCCGCUCCCUGAAGGUGGAGUGUGGCGCCUGGGCAGGAUAUGAGCACUCCAGCUUCUGUGGACAGCAGUUUGUGUUGGAGAGAGGAGAGUAUCCUCACUGGGAGUCAUGGAGCGGCAGCAACGCCUACCACAUUGAGAGGAUGAUGUCCUUCCGCCCCAUCUGCUCAGCUAACCACAAGGAGUCCAAGAUGGUGUUGUUUGAGAAGGAGAGCUUCAUGGGACGCCAGUGGGAGAUAAACGAUGACUACCCCUCUCUGCAGGCCAUGGGCUGGGACAACAAUGAGAUUGGAUCUAUGCAAGUUCAGAGCGGCUCCUGGGUGUGCUACCAGUUUCCAGGUUACCGUGGUUACCAGUACAUCAUGGAGUGUGAUCGUCAUGGUGGCGAGUACAAACAUUACAGAGAGUGGGGCUCCCAUGCUCAAUCCUUCCAGGUGCAGUCGCUGCGUCGAAUCCAGCAGUGAGACCUGCAGCCACCUCACCCAACCUCUCUCUCUUUACCUCCUCCGGCUCCAUGUCCUCCUCUCCCUCUUCCUCCUCCGCACCCCCACGUCCCUUCACCCAGUCAUUCCAAGCUUUAGCCAGCUCUGUCAGAUCUUAGUAAAAAAAUCACACUUUUUGUUUUGUUCUGUUGCCAAAUGAAAAUAAAAAGAAAUGUGCUGAAGACAAAGAGUUAAAGAAAGAAAAAACUGAAGAGAAGCACCUGCCUGACGCCCCCAUUGAGGACAGAAGAGGGCUAAUAAUGUCUCUCAGAGUCAUUGGUUGUCAUAUUUGUGGGUAAACAAAUGAUCAAAGGAGAAAUGGGCAACAUGAAAUAAACAGAAAUACAAGAGUCUGCUGCUAAA
This is a messenger RNA of Larimichthys crocea (large yellow croaker), 1078 nucleotides long. RefSeq names its product crystallin, beta A1a (gene cryba1a). Lineage: Eukaryota; Metazoa; Chordata; Actinopteri; Sciaenidae. Gene Ontology annotation, biological process: lens development in camera-type eye; visual perception. The transcript has 6 exons. The record is from RefSeq and is a predicted model, not a curated record. Bases 107 to 697 code for a protein of 196 amino acids. Gene Ontology annotation, molecular function: structural constituent of eye lens.